AUGUAUGCAGAAGGCGCAAAGACGCUUCCACUGAGAAAAACUAAACGAGUAGUUUCCUCAAGUGACGAGCCUAUUAAACUUCCUAAAAUAGUAGCGGAGAAAUACUCUAUUUCAAGAGCACAGCAGACCGAUACAACGCCAUUCAAUUUACUCUGGCCAUAUUUUUUCGUAAUCACCGAAUUCAAAUCAUCCGCCACAAAUGAUGCAUUAUUGUAG
Molecule: messenger RNA, 216 nt
Organism: Ambispora leptoticha
Lineage: Eukaryota; Fungi; Glomeromycota; Glomeromycetes; Archaeosporales; Ambisporaceae
Source: the annotation of a GenBank genome assembly